Molecule: messenger RNA, 1056 nt
Organism: Indicator indicator
Lineage: Eukaryota; Metazoa; Chordata; Aves; Piciformes; Indicatoridae
Gene: RPE
Product: ribulose-5-phosphate-3-epimerase
Exons: 7
Coding region: 1-744 (247 amino acids)
Biological process (GO): pentose-phosphate shunt; pentose-phosphate shunt, non-oxidative branch; carbohydrate metabolic process
Cellular component (GO): cytosol
Molecular function (GO): D-ribulose-phosphate 3-epimerase activity; metal ion binding
Source: RefSeq, a predicted model, not a curated record
AUGGCGUCGGGGUGCCGGAUCGGGCCGUCCAUCCUCAACAGCGACCUGGCGGCGCUGGGCGCGGAGUGCAGCCGCAUGCUGGACUGCGGCGCCGACUACCUCCACCUGGAUGUAAUGGACGGACACUUCGUCCCGAACAUCACAUUCGGCCACCCUGUCGUGGAGAGCCUGCGCAAGCAGCUGGGCCAGGAGCCCUUCUUCGAUAUGCACAUGAUGGUCGCCAGACCAGAGCAGUGGGUGAAACCGAUGGCGGUCGCCGGCGCAAACCAGUACACCUUCCAUCUAGAGGCUACCGACAACCCGGGGGCGCUGAUCAAAGACAUUCGGGAGAACGGGAUGAAGUCCUGUCCCUGCUGCCAUCCUAAGGUGCAGCUGGGCUUUGUCUUGCCUCUCCUGCAGGUCGGCUUGGCAAUCAAGCCUGCCACUACCGUUGACCAGUUGGCCCCUUGGGCCAAUCAGAUAGACAUGGCCUUGGUGAUGACAGUAGAACCUGGUUUCGGAGGGCAGAAAUUCAUGGAAGACAUGAUGCCAAAGGUUCAGUGGCUGAGGACACAGUUUCCCUCACUGGAUAUUGAAGUGGAUGGAGGAGUGGGGCCUGAUACCAUCCAUAAGUGUGCAGAGGCAGGUGCAAAUAUGAUUGUCUCUGGCAGUGCCAUUAUGAAGAGUGCAGAUCCCAGGUCCGUCAUCAAUCUCCUAAGGAAUGUGUGUUCAGAAGCAGCUCAGAAGCGCUGCCUGGACCGGUGAGACCUUGCCCAAGCAGUGUCCCAGGAGGCCCUGUGUGUGCAGGAGAGUCCUCCUUUCUCCUGUGUGAAAGGAGGGCUGGAGGAAUUACAGGAACUUGUUGCUGCUGAACAGAGGAAUCAUUCCUGCGCUGCAAUAAAGCAAGCAGCAGAGGAAACAAACCAGACCCUUGUGGGGCUGUCUUUCAGGGUUGGAAAUGCAAUGGUGUGAACCUGUCUCUUGAUUCUCUGGAGGCUAAUUUUUACAGCACAACCUGUAACACUGGCUGGCUGGAACUAAACUGCAGUCAGGUGGUUUUUUUUUUCUUGCUUGCUA